Molecule: messenger RNA, 2132 nt
Organism: Cornus florida
Lineage: Eukaryota; Viridiplantae; Streptophyta; Magnoliopsida; Cornales; Cornaceae
Product: protein WHAT'S THIS FACTOR 1 homolog, chloroplastic
Exons: 2
Coding region: 572-2056 (494 amino acids)
Molecular function (GO): RNA binding
Source: RefSeq, a predicted model, not a curated record
UAGCAUUCUGGAACAAAGUCACCAUCUAAGAAAGAAAAUCCCAAAAACAAAAUGAGUUAUGAAAAGUAUAAAUAAAUUAAAUUGUGUUGCCACUCACAAGCCCACUAUUUUCCGAGAGCCAAUAACAGCGCCCUUAUCUUGACUCAAAAUCCAGAAUGUCAUCACCAUCUCAAAGUUGAAAUAGACAGAUUAGGACAAACGGUGUCUAACUUUCUUUAUUUGUUAGAAAGUUGAAGCUUUUCUUAUUAUAUUUGUUUUUUAUUAGUCGAGACUUUGUGCAUAUUUAUACACUACUUACAUUUCUGCCCACCAAGUGUUUGAUGAAAUGUUUAGCUGACAAGUUAAAGGCAACAAUUGAAGCUUAUGUUUAAAGCCAUUUGUGUUUGUUAUAGUAUGAUGUUUCACAAGGGAGUUUGCUUCUCUUACACUUGCAGAGACAGCACUGGAAGACUUGGGCUUCUCAAUUAUAAAUGGUAGUUUCCGCCUAUUUUUCUUUUUCACAUUGAAGGAAUCAAUUCGGUUUCUGCAGGCUCUCUGAGCUUCUUUGUAAACUGUUAAACAAUCCCCAAAAAUGGCAUUGCUUGUGCCUAUGCUUAUGCCUACGCCUACACCUUUGUCACCCCAAAAGAAUUGGCCCAUUGUUUCUCUCAACUCGAGCUUCCUUCCUCCGGUGCCUUUGUCCAAACCUAAUGCCAAUAACAGAAUUUAUAGCAGUAACGGGAACCUAAAAAUCCUCUCUUCUCCAAUCACUUGUUCAUCUGUCAAGAUUGUGCGCGACCCAAUAUUAGACAGGCAUGUGGUGAAACAAAACAAGAUUCGUUUUGUGCAGAAGCUGAAAACCCUGCUCCUUUCGAAACCAAAGCACUACAUGCCAAUCCACAUUCUCUCCAAAUGUCGCUCCUACCUCGCCCUUUCAAAGCCACGCUCCCUCCUCUCGAUGAUCCAUCGUUAUCCAUCCCUUUUUGAACUCUUCAGAAUUCCGACUCCUCAAACUCCACUCAAUGCGACAAAACCGUACUCUCAACUCUGUGUCCGUCUUACCCCAGCUGCAGCAGCUCUUGCCACUCAAGAAUCUAAUCUCAAAUCUUCCAUGUCCAUCUCCUUGGCCACAAAGGUCCAGAAACUUCUCAUGCUUUCAUCUCAUCGCCGACUUGUCUUGUCAAAGCUGGUUCACCUUGCCCCAGAUCUUGGCCUCCAUCCUAAUUUUCGAUCCUGCCUCUGCAACAGCCACCCGGAUAAAUUCAAGACUGUUGACACCUCCUAUGGCCGCGCGCUUGAGCUAGUCUAUUGGGACCCAAACCUUGCCAACCCAUUACCAUCUCCUGAAGUUAAAUCCCACGGAUUGAUUGUAGACAGGCCGUUAAAAUUUAAGAAGCUCAGACUUCGAAAGGGGCUGAAUGUGAAGAGACGUCAUGAGGAGUUUCUGAUCAAGUUUGAAGAAAUGCCUGAUGUGUGCCCUUAUAAGACUCCAUUGGAAGAGUUGGCGAAAGAGUCCAUUGAAGCAGAGAAGAGGGCUUGUGCUGUGGUGAGGGAGAUGUUAGGUAUGACGGUUGAGAAGAGGACUUUGGUAGACCACUUGACACAUUUCAGGAAAGAGUUCGGGUUGCCAAACAAGUUGAGAGGGAUGCUGGUGAGGCACCCGGAGUUGUUCUAUGUGAGUUUGAAGGGGCAGAGAGACUCUGUCUUUCUAGUGGAGGGUUACGAUGACAAUGGUGCACUCUUGGAGAAGGAUGAAAUAUCUGUUAUAAAAGACCGGCUUAUGGAAUUGGUAAGGGAAGGGAAGAGGAUGAGGAGAGAGUGGAGACAAAAGAAUAGCAUUAGCAAUUAUUUAGACGACUCUAAUGAUGAAACUGUCAGCAGUUAUGAUCUUGACGACAAUGAUGACGAUGACUAUGAUGGUUUAGAUAAUUUGUUUGACAGCGAAGAUUCAGAGGACGACGACGAUGAGGAGAUUGGUAGUGAGUUGUUGAAUCAGGGAAGGGAGGGAGAGUUUUGGACGGCUGAGGCUGCUUCUGUACUCAACAGUGAGGGUAAUGGACACCCAGAGUCUUGGUAACUUUCUGUUGUACACCAACUUUGAAUUUCUUUUUAGGUAAUUUUGUAAAGAAUGGUGAUAUAGACACCGAACACUU